GUUCGAACGCAUCCUCGAGUCCACGGAGGCCCUGAAGUCAGUGAAGAAGGAAGAUGUGGCCGCCUUCUUCGAGGAGUACCUUGCAAAGGGCGCCCCAUCGAGGCGGAAGCUAAGCGUUCGUGUCCUUGGCACCACGGCGGAUGGGAAGAAGAGCGACGAUCUGGGCGAGUCGGAUGAGAUGCUCACCAACGUGCACGAGCUCCGUGAUUUCCACGGCCGGACAGAAUCCUUCCCUCCACUAGUGCCGGCCGAGAUGCCAGCGAUCGCUUGA
Molecule: messenger RNA, 271 nt
Organism: Symbiodinium necroappetens
Lineage: Eukaryota; Dinophyceae; Suessiales; Symbiodiniaceae
Source: the annotation of a GenBank genome assembly